Nannospalax galili (Upper Galilee mountains blind mole rat) is the source of this 2411-nucleotide messenger RNA. It is a transcript of the gene Saal1, whose product is annotated as serum amyloid A like 1. Bases 24 to 1448 code for a protein of 474 amino acids. The transcript is spliced from 12 exons. The record is from RefSeq and is a predicted model, not a curated record. NCBI's taxonomy places the organism in Eukaryota, Metazoa, Chordata, Mammalia, Rodentia, Spalacidae.
GGCGCGUCUCCCGCGCUUAUGCCAUGGACCGUAACCCAUCGCCCCCGCCGGCCGACCGGGACCAGGAGGAGGAGCAGGACCCGGCCGGGGGAGACUGCGUGGGGCGCACGGUGUACAGCAAGCACUGGCUGUUCGGCGUCCUCAGCGGGCUCAUCCAGACCGUUACAUCUGAAAAUGCCAAGUCCGGCUCAGACGACAAGGAGUCACAGAUGGAGCUUGAUGAAGAAAUGGAGAAUGACAUCUGCAGAGUCUGGGAUAUGUCGAUGGAUGAGGAUGUGGCUUUAUUUCUCCAAGAAUUUAAUGCUCCUGACAUAUUUAUGGGCAUACUGGUCAAAUCCAAGUGCCCCCGAUUAAGAGAAAUCUGUAUGGGAAUUCUAGGUAACAUGGCCUGUUUCCAGGAGAUCUGUGUGUCCAUCAGCAGUGAUAAAAAUCUUGGGCAGGUGAUACUGCAUUGUGUGUACGACUCAGACCCACCCACUCUCCUGGAAACAAGCAGGUUGUUGCUCACUUGCCUUUCCCAGACAGAAGUGGCCAGUGUCUGGGUUGAAAGGAUCCGGGAGCAACCAGCUGUUCAUGAUAGUAUUUGCUUCAUCAUGUCAAGUUCAACAAAUGUUGACUUGCUGGUGAAGGUGGGGGAGGUUGUGGACAAGCUCUUUGACUUGGAUGAGAAGCUAAUGUUGGAGUGGAUUAGAAAUGGGGCUGCUCGCCCUCUGGACCAGCCUCAGGAAGACUGUGACGAGCAGCCAGUGUUCAGGAUUGUACCCUGUGUACUGGAAGCUGCCAAGCAAGUACGUUCCGAAAACCCGGAAGGGCUGGAUGUCUACAUGCACAUCUUACAGCUGCUGACCACUGUGGAUGAUGGAAUUCAAGCAAUUGUACAGUGUCCUGAUACGAGAAAAGACACGUGGAAUUUACUCUUUGACAUGGUGUGCCAUGAAUUCUGCCAAGCAGACGACCCACCCAUCAUGCUGCAGGAGCAGAAGACGGUGCUGGCCUCUGUGCUCUCAGUGCUGUCAGCCAUCUGCUCCUCACAGGCAGAGCAGGAGCACCCGAAGAUGGAAACAGUAGAUCUUCCUCUAAUUGACAGCCUAAUUCGGGUGUUACAAAAUAUGGAACAUUGCCAGAAGAAACCAGAGAACUCCACAGAGUCCAACACAGAAGACCCUAAGAAGUCUGAUUUAACCCAAGACGACUUCCAUUUGAAGAUCUUGAAGGAUAUUUCAUGUGAAUUCCUUUCUAAUAUUUUUCAGGCAUUAACAAAGGAAACUGUGGCUCAGGGGCUGAAGGAGGGCCAGUUAAACAAACAGAAAUGUUCCUGUGCAUUUCAAAGCCUCCUUCCUCUCUAUGGCCCUGUGGUAGAAGACUUUGUUAAAAUCCUACACGACGUUGAUAAGGCCCUUGCUGAGGACCUGGAAGAGAGCUUCCCAAGUUUGAAGGUUCAGACUUAACACCCAAGUUCAGAUUUCUACUGUUCAAGAAAUAAACUUUGUGUUUUUUAUGGUUUGAAAUUGACAUGCUUUCAGAAAGUCUUGGAUAAAAGUCCUCUUACAUCGUAAUCGCCUAGUGUCAUCCCAGGCCUCCUCCUCCGUCCUGUUCGUUGGAACCUGAAGUGUCACCGCUGUCACCUCCCCCCUUUCAAACUGAUUAUUUGUCAUUAAUCUUUAGCUGAAGAAGAGAGCAAACGUGCGAGCUUCUCAAAAUCGCAGCUUUCAAACACUCGAGUUUCUUUACACCUGUCAUGUUUUCAGUGGUAAUUUUGUGUCCAAGUAUGUUUAGCUGUACGAACAGAAUCCAAUAACUUUUUAUUAUUUUAUGCAAUUAGAAGCAGAGACUGUCAGUUUAGACCUGAGAAGUGGCUCGGGAACCGUGUCCUCUUUCCCCUCUGUGUGGCCUGUGGUGUAGACGUUGCAUUCCCGUCUGUUGCGGUAAAGGGGACUGUGCUCGGUCUUCUGUCUGUAGUCAGGGAAAAGAGGCGUUACAGGAGGUCUUGUCAGCCUCCCUUGACCUCUCUCCCUUGUAUUUAAAAUCUGGGCCCCUCCCUCCCUCCCUCUGGGAGAGGGAAGGCGUGACUGGCUUUAGGAUAGUCACUCCAGAAUCUGCUCUGACGUGGGGGCAUGUUUUAGCCAUUCUGCAGGUGCCGUUUAUGUAGUCCUCUACAGAUUGUUGGUAACCACAUGAAGGUGUUCCUUUGCCUUUGCUCCAUUUCAGUGCGUUUUGUGUCCACAGAUGACGGUAGAAACGCUGACAUUUGAUUUAACCACAUUAGCAAGAUGGCCAGUUUUCAGCCUAAUUUUAGUGGUUGAAUUUCAGAAGAUGAUUUGCUUGAACACAUUUAAUGUAAGAUUGAGGGAGAGUAGUGACCUCUGACCCUCCCAGGCUGUGCAGGUGACCCCCCCCCAUGAAAAUCCUCA